CCCCCAAUUUCCUGGGCGAUUCGCUAGGAUAGAAGAAUCAUUGUAACGCAUUUUUGUUGGUAAUAGUUACAUACACGAUUAUUAUUGUGUAUAUAUAAGCGACUUGUGCGUAUUGACUGAGAGAUGCAUUUUUCGAGGAUCUCCUGAAGGCCACAGUGAUUGGUACCUCACACACCUGCGCAGACGAACCUGUCGGAAACCGGAGGGAGAUGGAGAAGUUUGGAAAUGUGCAGGAGACGUGGUUCUAAUUUCAGGUGCAAUGUUUGGACCUUCCCGCUGCCAGCCAGUUUCUAAUUCAUCCCUUGCAGGUUUUCAGCUUGAAUGAAUGAGAUGGCUGAAGAGUGUGAAAAACACAGGAGAUCUCCACCGGCCUCCAGCUCCCUGAUGUCGCCUCGCUGCUGCAAAUCCACCCAAACACGGCUGCCAGUGGAAUCUCCCAUGCAGCCUCGCCGGAUGAACAAUUGUCCGAUGGAGCAGGACGAGGACUCUGGGGACCAUCAAGUUGUGACGCAGUCGAGUGCGCUUCCUUCAUCUUCUUUCUAUGAAGAACUAUUUUGUACCAGGCAGACUCCCGUCCCUCUGGCCCCUCUGGCCAGCGCCCUCAUGCCCUCCUCCUGGCCACAGAGCGAUGUGGUGAGACAAGGUUACCUGGGGAAGCUGGAGCGGAACCACAGAAGGUAUUUUGUCCUGAGGGCAGUAAGUCACACGGGGCCGAGCCGACUCGAGUGGUACAAGAGCCUGGAGAAGUUCACAGCAACGAAGAGGUCUGCUGGUAAAGCUGCGCUCUUUGGGUCGAGCAAGCAAGGGGUGAUUUACCUGAGGUGCUGUCUAGGUGUGAGUCGUACUGGCAGUUCCAGGAGAGGCCACACGGUGGCGCUGUACGUGAAGGACCAGACCAUCGUGAUGGUAGUGGAGGACCAGCAGGAGCAAGAAGAGUGGUACACUGCCAUUAAGAAACUGAUGGAGGAGGAGCGCAGGGACGAAGAGCACGGAGAAGGCUUUGAUGAAGACGAUGAUGGGUACUGCACUCUGCCUCCUGCUGCUUUCUUCAAAGAGGUCUGGCCCGUCUCUGUGAAGCCCACUGGUCUCGGUCGGUCCAAGUCCCUCACAGGAGAGUCCCGCCUCUGCCUCACAGCUGCCUCACUCGUCUUGGUCAGAGUUGGCUCAUGCACUUAUUUGCCGUCAGUUACAAUACCUUUGCUGAGCGUUCGGCGCUUUGGCCACUUGGACGGCAUGUUCUUCUUGGAGCUCGGCAGGUCCGCACCUGAUGGUCCUGGAGAAAUCUGGAUGGAAGCAAGAGACCAAGGAAACUCAGGGAUUGCCCAGAACAUUCAUGAGGUGGUUCGGGAGACGGUGCGGUCUCUGCGAGCUCUUCCAGACUUCAGCCAGUCGCCAACCUCCAAUCCUUAUCAGCCUCAAGCGUCUCUGGUGUCGAAACGCUGCCGACCCAAAUACAGAGACAAGCUGCUCAAUGUGAGGCUGCCCCCCAGAAACAAUGACAUCCAGACUAGUCCAACCCGUUCCCACCCAGAGCCCUGCAGACCAGACAACACCAAGCCUGAAUCCCCUCUAAGCUUCUCCUCACAUCUCAGCCCUGCCAGAUCCCAGCAGAGCUCCAGGCCUGAGACUGACAGCUACAUGGAAAUGAAGACGAAGCACUGCAGUGUGGCAGCCUGCAGGAUGGUGGGCUGGGAGACGGGAGAACAGGAAGAGGAGGAGGAGGAGGAGGAGGAGGAGGAAGGGCUGGGGUACAUGAUGAUGUCCCCACAGGGCAGCCACAGCUCGUCCGUGUUGCCUCAGGGUGACUAUGUGACCAUGGCAACCCAACAGAAACACCAUUGGCCCCUCUCCUCCUCCCCCUCCUCUGGCCUACAUUCAUCUUUCAACAGCUCCACCUCUGACAGCUACUCUCCUGUGCACCCAUCCCAUUAUCAGAUCAGUGAGCACAGUCCGCCUCACUGGCAGUUGACCUCAGUCCAUCAGUCAGAAAUGGAAGCCAGCCAAUCACUGACGAGCAUCAGCCCCUCCACCGGACCGCAACAGCACAGACGACAGCCGGCAGAGACCGGGGCAGCUUCUUCUCCUGUGCGGAGCGUUGGUGGGUCUUACCCGAUGACGAGGCCGGUCCAAGUCGAUCCAAACUGUGGUACAGGCCGGUCCACUCGACUCCAAGCUGAACCAGACCGAUCUGCUGUAAGAAGAUGCCGCCUGUCGUCCUGUCUUCUGUCUUGUCUGCAGACAGAUCCUGACUGAUUGUAGACAUUCAAUGUUUUGCAAUGAUCUCAGUAACCUGAACAGGAUCUACUUAUUAAUUCUGGUAUAGCAGGCGACGUUGUUGUUACAGGAAGCAGCAGAGAAAGUAGAGUGUAAAGAGCUGAUGAAGUAAUAAUUCAGUGUUUCAGUUUUGUACUUCAUCGCACUUGCAAGUGUGUUUUGAGAUAUAAAAUGUGCAUGGAAUCAUGAGGCUUUAAGCUCUGAAUACUGAAUGAUAUAUGCUUGAAAACAAUUGUUUUUGUUGAAAAUAUAAGUCUCUAAUUUGUCUGUAAAUACACUUGGUUUGUCUUUGCUUGAUCAUUUGACCUCAUGUCUUUUUUUCCUCCUUUGGUUGUUUUUGAAUAUUCUGUGGAA
Molecule: messenger RNA, 2628 nt
Organism: Scophthalmus maximus (turbot)
Lineage: Eukaryota; Metazoa; Chordata; Actinopteri; Pleuronectiformes; Scophthalmidae
Product: insulin receptor substrate 2-B-like
Exons: 6
Coding region: 322-2253 (643 amino acids)
Biological process (GO): insulin receptor signaling pathway
Cellular component (GO): plasma membrane; cytosol
Molecular function (GO): insulin receptor binding; phosphatidylinositol 3-kinase binding
Source: RefSeq, a predicted model, not a curated record